UUGAGGAACUUCCACUCUUUUAGUGUUCAUAACCAUGUCUGGUCGUGGUAAAGGCGGAAAGGGCCUCGGGAAAGGCGGCGCCAAGCGCCACCGCAAGGUUUUGCGGGACAACAUCCAGGGCAUCACCAAGCCCGCAAUCCGCCGCCUAGCCCGGCGCGGUGGAGUGAAGCGCAUCUCCGGCCUCAUCUACGAGGAGACCCGCGGUGUGCUGAAGGUGUUCCUGGAGAACGUGAUCCGCGACGCCGUCACCUACACGGAGCACGCCAAGCGCAAGACCGUCACCGCCAUGGACGUGGUCUACGCGCUCAAGCGCCAGGGCCGCACCCUCUACGGCUUCGGCGGCUAAACUAAACAGGUUCACAACUUUGUAUAAAAAGGCCCUUUUUAGGGC
Messenger RNA from Mastomys coucha (southern multimammate mouse), 391 nucleotides. RefSeq names its product histone H4. The record is from RefSeq and is a predicted model, not a curated record. The transcript has a single exon. Gene Ontology annotation, cellular component: nucleosome. Gene Ontology annotation, molecular function: DNA binding; protein heterodimerization activity; structural constituent of chromatin. The coding region runs from base 35 to 346 and encodes 103 amino acids. NCBI's taxonomy places the organism in Eukaryota, Metazoa, Chordata, Mammalia, Rodentia, Muridae. Gene Ontology annotation, biological process: nucleosome assembly.